AUGUGGCGCUGGAGCGAUCUGCUCGACCGCGCCGGCCAGGCCGGCGACGCGGACCUCCGGGCCCGCCAGUCCCAGUGCGACCCGGACGAUGUCAUCAAUAUCCAGUACACCUCCGGCACCACCGGCAACCCCAAGGGCGCGAUGCUCACCCACCACAACCUGGUCGCCAACGCCCUGUACGUCGGCGACGCCAUGGAGAUGGACGAGCGCGACCGCCUCUGCAUUCCGGUGCCCUUCUAUCACUGCUUCGGAUGCGUCAUGGGCAGCCUCAACUCCGUCGUGCACGGCUCCACCAUGGUCAUCCCCGCCGAGCACUUCGAUCCCCUCCAGACCCUGCGCGCCAUAUCCACCGAGCGCUGCACCGCCGUCCACGGUGUGCCCACCAUGUUCAUCGCCCAAUUGGGACACCCCGACUUCGCCGACUUCGACCUCGCCUCCCUGCGCACCGGCAUCAUGGCCGGUUCUCCGUGCCCUAUCGAGGUGAUGCGUGAGGUCAUCGACCGCAUGGGCGCGGACCGCAUCACCAUCGCCUACGGCCAGACCGAGGCUUCCCCGGUCGUCACCCAGACCCUCGCCGACGACAGCAUCGAGCGCCGCGUCUCCACCGUGGGCAAGGUCCUGCCCAAUGUGGAGGUUCGCCUGGUUGAUCCCGACAGCAAUCAGCUGGUGGAGAUCGGCCAGCAGGGCGAGCUCCAGACCCGCAGCAGCAUGGUGAUGAAGGGCUACUUCAACAUGCCCGAGGCUACCGCCGACGCCAUCGACGCCGCCGGCUGGCUGCACACCGGCGACCUCGCCACCGUCGAUGAGGACGGCUAUUACAAGAUCACCGGCCGCCUCAAGGACAUGAUCAUCCGUGGCGGUGAGAACGUCUACCCCCGCGAGAUCGAGGAAUUCCUGUACACCCACCCGGAGAUCGACGAUGUGCAGGUUAUCGGCGUGCCCGACCAGCGGUUCGGCGAGGAAGUCAUGGCCUGGGUCCGCCUCAAGCCCGAUGCCGACGUCACCGAAGAAUCAAUCCGCGACUUCUGCCGUGGCAGGAUCGCCCACUACAAGGUCCCCCGCUACGUCAAGCUCACCGACGAAUUCCCCAUGACCGUCACCGGCAAAGUCCAGAAGUUCCUCAUGCGCGAACAGUCCGUGGAGGAACUCGGCCUCCACGCCGCCGCCAACGUGCAAACCGCCUAA
Molecule: messenger RNA, 1185 nt
Organism: Geodia barretti
Lineage: Eukaryota; Metazoa; Porifera; Demospongiae; Tetractinellida; Geodiidae
Source: the annotation of a GenBank genome assembly